Messenger RNA from Macrosiphum euphorbiae (potato aphid), 375 nucleotides. NCBI's taxonomy places the organism in Eukaryota, Metazoa, Arthropoda, Insecta, Hemiptera, Aphididae. The record is from the annotation of a GenBank genome assembly.
AUGACCCCUCUUCACAAGCUGGGCCCAAGAGACAGCGAUGUCGUACAUUGGGUAAUAGAGGCGCCUCCGAACGUUUUGGCAAAAAUAGAGAAUAAAUCUAUAUAUAUAGGCAUGACCCGCUGCCGGUGCAAGGUGCACAGCUCCAGCCCGCAAUGCUACAACUGCCAACAAUAUGGACACACAGCCCUGAGAUGUGAACAAAAGUCACCCACGUGCAGAAAAUGUGCAGGUGCGCACGAUUCCCGCACGUGCAAAGCGGAAGAAGUGAGAUGCGCAAACUGUAAAGGCCCUCACAAGGCUUCUAGCGCAACAUGUAAGGAAAGGGGUCAGGUAAAGAGAAGCCUCCUUAGGCGCACAGACUUCGGUACUAAAUGA